CCAAAGUAGUUAAGGGUUAGGUCCAUCUUUCCCAUACCAACAACAAUCAACAAAAUAUCCUUAUUAUUAUUAUUAUAUCAAUGUUUGACCAAUUAAUAAACAUGUAAACUAAACCCCCAUUAUAUCUCUCCAUUCAUUCUUUCUUCUCUUACAACAAUAACUUCAUUUUCUUGAAAAACAACAACAACAAAUAAUAAAAAAAACAUGAACUUCACUUUCUUGAACUCAAUUCUUGAAAGAGUCUCAUUAAGGCUACCAUUACUAUUCUAUGCAGCAACAUGGACAACCCUUUUGACAAUAAUAGUAGCUGUGGCAUCAUUUUCUCCUGAAUUUGCCUUUGUUUCCGCGAUAACGCCUUCUUCUUCCUUCUCUCAAGCUUGUCAUGAACAUGAUCGUAACCAAAAAGGAUCUGUUAGAAUACCAUUGGAUCUUCCAUUAGAGGUUUUUUGUUUCCCUACUGAAGUGUUUAAAAGAUCUAAAAUGGAUUUGAUUGUUCCUCCUAUUUUUGCUGCUACUAUUGUGGCUGUAUCUGCUUAUGUUGUUAAAGCUUUGGCUUUGUGGGAAGUUGAUGAUCAACAAAGUCAAUUUUGACUUUUUGUUUUGUUU
Molecule: messenger RNA, 606 nt
Organism: Solanum dulcamara
Lineage: Eukaryota; Viridiplantae; Streptophyta; Magnoliopsida; Solanales; Solanaceae
Exons: 1
Coding region: 205-591 (128 amino acids)
Source: RefSeq, a predicted model, not a curated record